Molecule: messenger RNA, 2766 nt
Organism: Metarhizium album ARSEF 1941
Lineage: Eukaryota; Fungi; Ascomycota; Sordariomycetes; Hypocreales; Clavicipitaceae
Product: SacI domain-containing protein
Exons: 3
Coding region: 1-2766 (921 amino acids)
Biological process (GO): phosphatidylinositol dephosphorylation
Cellular component (GO): intracellular membrane-bounded organelle
Molecular function (GO): phosphatidylinositol-3,5-bisphosphate 5-phosphatase activity
Source: RefSeq, a predicted model, not a curated record
AUGGCUGGGGAAAGGACCUGGGGCUCACCUCCCGUAGCUGGUGACCAACACCAGACAUGGCAGUCCGCCUUCCCACAGUUGCAGAACAACCAGGAUACAGUCCGGUCUACGGGCAAUAACGAGCAAAGAGACGACAAUAUACCCAUCGAAUUGGCCAACGAUGACCAAAAAACCGUACCAAAGCCAGUUGGAAUGGCAUCUAGCCAACUAUCCCCAGACUUUGUCCCAGCCACAGCCAGUAGCAAUUCUGACAGUCAAGCGGCUUUCCCCCAUUUUACGCAUAAGAUGCACAAAUUUAGCCUCUACGAGACGGCAAGCCGCUACUACGUUGUUGGUGUUGACGUUAGCGAGAAGCGAUAUCGCAUUCUCAAAAUUGACCGUUCAACUGAGGGUGCAGAACUCAACAUGACGGAUGACAAGAUUGUCUACAGUCUGAAAGAAAUAAACCAACUAUUGGGCAUGAUUGACGACGGAAACAAGGGUUCAGGCGGCAUUAAGCUGCGGUGUACGACUUGGGGAAUUAUUGGAUUCAUCAAAUUCACAGGGCCGUAUUACAUGCUUCUCAUCACCAAGAAGAGUACCGUGGCAAUGGUAGGAGGCCACUAUAUAUAUCAGGUUGAGGGCACGGAAUUGAUUCCUCUGACUCCAGGGAAAUCAAAAGCAGAUUCCCGUAACACGGAGGAACAGAGGUUUCUCGGCAUUCUGAAUAACCUGGAUUUGACCAAGUCAUUCUACUAUAGCUAUUCUUACGACAUCACGAGGACACUUCAACACAACAUCAUGAGGGAGAGGUCCGCCCUCAAUGAGGGACUGCUGCCGUCUUCCGAUGAUGAUCCCAAUACCAUGUUCGUCUGGAAUUCUUAUCUGCUCAGUCCCGCAGCAAAGGUUCUUCAAGCUGCCUAUGAUUGGUGCCGACCAAUCAUUCAUGGAUAUGUUGAUCAGGCGGCCCUCUCCAUUUAUGGUCGAACUGCCCACAUUACUGUCAUUGCUAGGAGGUCGAGAUAUUUUGCAGGGGCCCGGUUUCUUAAACGUGGUGCAAAUGAUCUAGGCUAUGUCGCCAACGAUGUAGAAACUGAACAGAUAGUUUCCGAGUCUCUCACGACAUCAUUUCAUUCUCCUGGACCGCGGCUGUACUGCAGUCCGCAGUAUACUUCAUAUGUUCAACAUCGUGGUAGUAUUCCUCUCUACUGGUCCCAGGAUAGCACAGGUGUGACACCAAAGCCACCCAUUGAACUCAAUCUGGUUGAUCCCUUUUACGGAGCUGCCGCGUUACAUUUUGAUGACUUAUUCCGUCGAUACGGCGCCCCUGUAUAUGUCAUCAACCUUAUUAAAUCCAAGGAACGCCAGCCGAGAGAAUCCAAGCUCCUAGAGGAAUAUACUCACUCCAUUAACUACCUUAAUCAAUUUCUUCCUCCAGAUAAACAGAUAAUUCAUAAGGCUUGGGACAUGAGCCGAGCGUCAAAAGUUCGAGGUGGGGAUGUGAUCGGUAACUUGGAGCUUAUUGCAAACUCGGUAGUCUCCGCGACGGGGUUCUUCCAAAAUGGCGACGGCCAUAUUAGCCCAAUGACAGCUCAAAAUGGAGUCGCAAGAACAAACUGUAUUGACUGCCUUGACAGAACCAAUGCAGCUCAGUUCGUCAUAGGAAAGCGUGCGUUGGGGUACCAGCUUCACGCUUUGGGAAUCCUUGGCGACACAACUGUUAAUUAUGACACGGACGCGGUCAAUCUUUUCACACAUAUGUGGCAUGACCAUGGCGAUACGAUUGCGGUCCAGUAUGGCGGGUCUCAGCUCGUGAACACCAUGGAAACUUAUCGCAAGAUCAACCAAUGGACCAGUCACUCGCGGGAUAUGAUCGAAAGCUUUAAGCGUUAUUAUAACAACUCGUUCCUGGAUAGCCAACGUCAGGAAGCGUACAACCUUUUCCUAGGCAAUUAUGUCUUCUCUAAUAGCCAGCCUUUACUAUGGGAACUGACCACAGACUAUUAUCUGCACCACACAAAACCAAGAGAUUGGUCUAUCACGAAACCUUGCAAUUAUAGAAACUGGUACAAUCCGUCUCACUUGCGUGAGAGAAUCAUUCCAAGGUGGGGGAAACUUCCAGCAACUAUCGCAAGUUUUCCAGUUGAAGCAAUCGAUGACUACUGGCUGGAGUAUUACAGGCCAGCAACACUCUCUUCCUUUCCAAAAAUGUUCGCCUACAAGAUGAACUCUACCAUAAAAUAUAUUCCUCUGAAGUCCGCUCAGGACGGUCGCUAUGACCUCAGCCCUUUUCGAGUACGGGCUGAGGCUGAUACGGAUUCCGAAAAGCGCAAAUCGAAAAGGGAAGAUCUUGACGGCCCAUUGGCGUCUCCCCGGGUCCAACAGUUUAAAGAAGGGACUUUGUCGGUCUCGUCCGGAAGGACGGCAGCAAGGGCCAUGUCUUUGCAGCGCUGGCUUCAACCUGUUCAGGAGAAGGUUGCUGAGCGAGGUUCCAUGAAUGAAAUAUAUUCUGGAAAUAAAGACAACGAGCAGUCAAUGCAUAGCCAGAUAAAACCGAGCGCCCUGGAGAAGUCCAAAGCUGCCCAGUGGACGUUCACUAAAGCUGUGGAUGACUCGCUGAACCCAUUCGUAGGUGAACAAGAAGCAGAAGACUACGGUCGAUAUAUACGCCACCCACAGAACCUUCCGCUUGUUGUGUCGAACGACACGCCUGCUGAUGUUGAUUCGUCCGAAUACAAAGAAUAUAUCAACGGAAGUUGGCGUGAACAAGGUCUCAUGGUCAUCUAA